Adineta steineri is the source of this 2001-nucleotide messenger RNA. NCBI's taxonomy places the organism in Eukaryota, Metazoa, Rotifera, Eurotatoria, Adinetida, Adinetidae. The record is from the annotation of a GenBank genome assembly.
AUGGCACGUGAUAAAAUAUUAUUUGAACGAACUCAUGUUUUUGUUAAAGAUCGAAUAUCACAAAAUGAUUUUCGAUCUGAUUCAUUCGAGGAAAUCAAUGGAACACUUUCAAUAACUGAAAAUGAACGUGGUCGAUUCUUUCGUUUUAUACCAAAAGGUACUGAAGAUAAUACGACAGAUGAUUGGGCAUUAGUUAAUGGUGGUAAUUCAAUAAUUUCAUUUAAAAAUACGAAAAAUGAUAAAGAUUCAAUAUCUGUUACACCAAAUCCAUUAUUAAAAUUUCGUUUUUAUUUUAAUAUCAAUACUUUACGAAGUAUUCGUCGACAUUAUGUAUUGCAUAGUAUUUCUGAUAUUGUACUUGUACUUCAAGAUGGUACAACAUUACCAGCAUUUCAUUUCACUCUUAGUGGAAGUAAAGAGCUUAUUCAAAUGCUUGGUCGAUAUCUACAACUUGAAAAAUCACCACAAGAUAAUCGAUUGUAUAUUGUUAGAGGAGAAAUUGAACAAGAAAAUAUUUCUCAACCAAUAAGUGCUUUUGAUCAAAUGAAUUUAUUUGAUAAUUCAAAUGAUCUUAUGAAGCGAAUUAAAGGAUCAGAUUCACGUCGGACGGCUAUUGAAAAAUUUUCUCGUGUAACACAUUUUUUUAAAGAUGCAUUACUUGGUCAAAAUGAAUUUAUACCAGCAAGUGGAAAUCCAGAUGGUACUCUUGAACCAGAUAUAACAGCUAUUAUGGAAUCAUUUAAUGGAGAUUUAAGAGAAUCAAAUAAUGAUGGUUUUGAAGUUAUUUAUAAAGUUGAUUUUAAAAAAUUACCAGAAGUUACACGUUAUUCACCGAUGACAAUUAAAGAAUGGGAAAUGUCAUUAGAUAAAGAUGGACGUGUUAUUGAUAUUAAUAAAAUGAAAGAACGAAUAUUUCGUGGUGGAUUAGAAUCAAAUAAAUUAAGAAGUGAAGUAUGGAAAUUUUUAUUAAAUUAUUAUCCAUGGACAUCAACACUUAAUGAACGAAUUGAAUUAUCAAAACAAAAAGAAUCAGAAUAUUUUGCAAUGAAAUUACAAUGGAAAUCAAUGAUUGAACAACAAAAACAAAGAAAUAGUUUAUUUCGAGAUCGAGAAUCAUUAAUUGACAAAGAUGUAAUUCGUACUGAUCGAACACAUGAAUAUUUUCAUGGUGAUAAUAACAUUCAUCUUGAAGUCUUACAUGAUGUAUUAAUGACUUAUAAUAUGUUUAAUUUUGAUUUGGGUUAUGUUCAAGGUAUGAAUGAUUUGUUAAGUCCAGUAUUAAUUGUGAUGGAAAAUGAAGUUGAUGCAUUUUGGUGUUUUGUUGGAUUAAUGGAAAGAAUGGAACAAAAUUUUCAUAUGGAUCAAUCACAUAUAAAACAUCAACUUGGAAAUCUUCAUACACUUCUUCAAUUUAUUGAUGCUGAACUUGCAAAUUAUUUAGCUGAAAAUAAUUCAAGUAAUAUGUAUUUUUUCUUUCGUUGGAUGUUGAUCUGUUUUAAACGUGAAUUUUCAUUUGAGGAUGUUAUGUAUUUAUGGGAGGUCUUAUGGACAGAUCAUUUAUGUCAAAAUUUUGAAUUACUUGUUUGUUUGGCUAUUUUAAUUUCACAAAAAACAGUUAUUAUGGAAUCGAAAUUUGGUUGUAAUGAAAUUCUGAAACAUAUCAAUGAUCUUUCACUCAAAGUUCAAUUGGAACCAUUAUUAAAACAUACUGAAGGUCUUUAUAUACUGUUGAAACAACAUGAUCAAUCUACACCUGGUCUUCCACCAACAAUAUCAGUAAUAAUGUUUCCAAAUAAGAAUAAAAAUUUAAAAAAAUUACAUAAAAAUAAUGAUCAUGAAUCAGAUUCUGAUGCAACAUCAACAAUAUCAUCAGUAAAAUCUUCACGUGGAACAUCACCAAAUCCUGAAGGUGAACGAAAAGCUCGUACAAGAAAUUUAACAGAAUCACAUUCAAUCGACGAAAAUGAUAGUGCAGUUGUUAGCCACACAAAAAAAAUUUAA